Messenger RNA from Closterium sp. Naga37s-1, 1830 nucleotides. NCBI's taxonomy places the organism in Eukaryota, Viridiplantae, Streptophyta, Zygnematophyceae, Desmidiales, Closteriaceae. The record is from the annotation of a GenBank genome assembly.
AUGAACGUGUUCCUGGUCAUGAACGUGUUCCUGGUCAUGAACGUGUUCCUGGUCAUGAACGUGUUCCUGGUCAUGAACGUGUUCCUGGUCAUGAACGUGUUCCUGGUCAUGAACGUGUUCCUGGUCAUGAACGUGUUCCUGGUCAUGAACGUGUUCCUGGUCAUGAACGUGUUCCUGGUCAUGAACGUGUUCCUGGUCAUGAACGUGUUCCUGGUCAUGAACGUGUUCCUGGUCAUGAACGUGUUCCUGGUCAUGAACGUGUUCCUGGUCAUGAACGUGUUCCUGGUCAUGAACGUGUUCCUGGUCAUGAACGUGUUCCUGGUCAUGAACGUGUUCCUGGUCAUGAACGUGUUCCUGGUCAUGAACGUGUUCCUGGUCAUGAACGUGUUCCUGGUCAUGAACGUGUUCCUGGUCAUGAACGUGUUCCUGGUCAUGAACGUGUUCCUGGUCAUGAACGUGUUCCUGGUCAUGAACGUGUUCCUGGUCAUGAACGUGUUCCUGGUCAUGAACGUGUUCCUGGUCAUGAACGUGUUCCUGGUCAUGAACGUGUUCCUGGUCAUGAACGUGUUCCUGGUCAUGAACGUGUUCCUGGUCAUGAACGUGUUCCUGGUCAUGAACGUGUUCCUGGUCAUGAACGUGUUCCUGGUCAUGAACGUGUUCCUGGUCAUGAACGUGUUCCUGGUCAUGAACGUGUUCCUGGUCAUGAACGUGUUCCUGGUCAUGAACGUGUUCCUGGUCAUGAACGUGUUCCUGGUCAUGAACGUGUUCCUGGUCAUGAACGUGUUCCUGGUCAUGAACGUGUUCCUGGUCAUGAACGUGUUCCUGGUCAUGAACGUGUUCCUGGUCAUGAACGUGUUCCUGGUCAUGAACGUGUUCCUGGUCAUGAACGUGUUCCUGGUCAUGAACGUGUUCCUGGUCAUGAACGUGUUCCUGGUCAUGAACGUGUUCCUGGUCAUGAACGUGUUCCUGGUCAUGAACGUGUUCCUGGUCAUGAACGUGUUCCUGGUCAUGAACGUGUUCCUGGUCAUGAACGUGUUCCUGGUCAUGAACGUGUUCCUGGUCAUGAACGUGUUCCUGGUCAUGAACGUGUUCCUGGUCAUGAACGUGUUCCUGGUCAUGAACGUGUUCCUGGUCAUGAACGUGUUCCUGGUCAUGAACGUGUUCCUGGUCAUGAACGUGUUCCUGGUCAUGAACGUGUUCCUGGUCAUGAACGUGUUCCUGGUCAUGAACGUGUUCCUGGUCAUGAACGUGUUCCUGGUCAUGAACGUGUUCCUGGUCAUGAACGUGUUCCUGGUCAUGAACGUGUUCCUGGUCAUGAACGUGUUCCUGGUCAUGAACGUGUUCCUGGUCAUGAACGUGUUCCUGGUCAUGAACGUGUUCCUGGUCAUGAACGUGUUCCUGGUCAUGAACGUGUUCCUGGUCAUGAACGUGUUCCUGGUCAUGAACGUGUUCCUGGUCAUGAACGUGUUCCUGGUCAUGAACGUGUUCCUGGUCAUGAACGUGUUCCUGGUCAUGAACGUGUUCCUGGUCAUGAACGUGUUCCUGGUCAUGAACGUGUUCCUGGUCAUGAACGUGUUCCUGGUCAUGAACGUGUUCCUGGUCAUGAACGUGUUCCUGGUCAUGAACGUGUUCCUGGUCAUGAACGUGUUCCUGGUCAUGAACGUGUUCCUGGUCAUGAACGUGUUCCUGGUCAUGAACGUGUUCCUGGUCAUGAACGUGUUCCUGGUCAUGAACGUGUUCCUGGUCAUGAACGUGUUCCUGGUCAUGAACGUGUUCCUGGUCAUGAACGUGUUCCUGGUCAUGAACGUGUUCCUGCUGCAGCUCGCCUAG